This is a messenger RNA of Monopterus albus (swamp eel), 1851 nucleotides long. Its product is annotated as tetratricopeptide repeat protein 17-like. Gene Ontology annotation, molecular function: protein binding. Lineage: Eukaryota; Metazoa; Chordata; Actinopteri; Synbranchiformes; Synbranchidae. The record is from RefSeq and is a predicted model, not a curated record. Gene Ontology annotation, biological process: cilium organization; actin filament polymerization. The transcript has 5 exons. The annotation marks the transcript as partial. Gene Ontology annotation, cellular component: cytoplasm; actin cytoskeleton.
AAUGCCAGCCUAGCUGCCAGUAUGCACACCCUCGACCACCUGGCAGGGGUGGCCAAUCGUGCCGCCAUCCACUACACUGGAGAAAGUCAAUUGCGUGAGGUCCUGCAGAACCUUGGCAAAGAUAAGUUCCUCCCUCAGUCCUUUGAGCAGGUGGGCACACGCAUCGCUAAAGUACUGGAGAAGAAUCAGACAUCAUGGGUAUUAUCCAGCAUGGCUGCACUGUAUUGGAGGGUGAAAGGUCAAGGCAAGAAAGCAAUCGACUGCCUACGACAGGCCCUCCACUACGCCCCCUAUCACAUGAAGGAUGUGCCCCUUAUCAGCCUGGCCAACAUCUUCCAGAACGCUCGGCUAUGGAAGGACGCCCUCACAGUCGCCCGUAUGGCCGUAGAAAUUGCCCCACACUUCGUUGUGAACCACUUUACCCUUGCCAAUGUCUAUAUAGCAAUGGAGGAGUUUGAGAAAGCCAUGCUCUGGUAUGAGUCUACUCUAAAACUGCAGCCGGAGUUCGCCCCUGCCAAAGAUCGUCUGAGAACCAUUCAGUGUUACCUCCUCACCAAGAGGGAACGCCGUCAGCCCUAAACCACUCUCCAAGUCUGAAUCAAGGAGCGCCACACACACGCACUCAAACAUACACAUGUAUGUGCACAUUCAUCUAAUGACCACACAUAAAACAAAAUGUAAGAAACUUGUUGUUCAGGUAAGGUAUCAAGAUUCAUACCCAGUCAAAUAAUCUGGGUUCUUUUCCUUUGAGCUCAAACUCCCCCAAAAAAUUGAGUUUGAAAUGUAAGAGAACUGUCGAGGUCACAGGACUUCUUGUUAUCAAACGAUCAAGAUGUCUGUCAAACAGUUUUUUUGUUUUGUUUAGUUUUCCUAGGUUUGCUUGACUUGCAAAAAAUGAAAGGGAAUAAUAUUGAAUAAGGCUGUGAAGUUGCUGUUAAUUCUUCUGCAGCACCUUAAUUUUAGGGUAAAAAAAAUGUUGCUUCAUAAAAUGGAUGAGAAUUCUCAGUUUUUGCACUUUUUUUUAUCAUUCCUAUUUGUAUGGGACCUACACACCGUUUGUGCGCCAAGCUAAUUUAAAUACACAAAGAGAAAAUGAAAUAUGCUAUUACAUUUGCUUCUUAACUUAUGGAAAUCAUCUCAUAGAAAAAGGAUUUGCCAGUGACCAUUUAUAAAAAAAAAAAAGUGGAAUCUGUAUUAAAUGUACAGUAUUAAAGGCAUUGCGUGGAUGUUUUGUUCAUUUCUUUGUCUCUAGGAUUUUAAAACACUCCUUUAAGCUGACGCUCUCAGCAUCGUAACAUUUCACUCUUACUGCUUCAAAACCGAUAUCCCUAUAUAAUCCUAUAUCCCUGAUCGGAAGCAGUCAUAAACGUGACUGCAUUUUAUUUUUCUAGUAAAUAUUUUAGAAUCAGCCUGAUGGUGGCACUGUCUAACUUUUUUUAGACAAACUCCUUUUGUCAGCACUUAAAUCUGCCCUUUUUUGUAUGAUAACCUCAGAUACAUUGUACUAUAUCCAAUUGAAAGUCAGUUUUGUGAUCAGAACCACAGAGCAAUCUAUAUAGUUUGGAAUCUCAUAUAAUUUUAAGAUGACCAAAAUCUAUAUGUAUGAGUUCUAUAAUGACUUUAUAUGCAUAGUUUUAGUUCAGCAAUUAGGUACACAAUGAGAUGAUAGUUAAAGGCAGUGGAGUACUGGACUACAUUAUAUUUAGAGGUGUUUAUUUUUUUUACACAUACAGUACAAGAGAUGGUCAGAAUAUAAGGAAUACUUAAUAAAUAUAAUGUAUUUUUACAUCCACAAAUCAGAUAAUUUCAAAGACACUGAAUAUACCCGUAAUAGAUGCAUACCUGAAAGGG